CCGCAGAAGAAGUCGGUUGCCUAGCGACCAACGAAGGUGUAGCGUCAGCUAGCCAGCUAGCAGGACGGCUAACACACGGGUUAUGUGGCUCAAAACAGCUCAUACAUGGCACCAAAAAGAAGAGGAGCUCUGCAGCUUGUCCAGAGAGAAGUGGAAGAAAUAAACAGACAGACUGAGAGUCUGGUGAAGGAUGUGCAGAAUCAGGUUGGAUCCACUGAAGAAGCAUUUCGACGAUGUCAGGAACUGCAGAUGUCAUCAGAGGAGACAUUAAGGAAACUGAAGAAACUUACAAAGGCUGAUGAACUGGCUCCUGUCGGGAACUACGAUCAGAGAAAACAAGAAGAGGAGAGAAGGCUUCAGAGCAUCUUGGAGCGUCUGAACUCACUGUCUCUGGAGCUUUCACCGCCCGGACCCAGCUCUGCUGCAGGUAAUGUCUCAAAGGAAGACAGUGAUGAUGGCUCUGAUGAAGAUGAAGACAGUGAUGAUGACGAUGAUGGUGGUACUGAUGGUGAGGAUGAGGACAGAGCAGUGAAGCCGCCUUCUCAGUCAGACCCUCGCAUCUACACGGUCCUCAGUGACUUCAGAGGGGAGCAGGAAGGAGACCUGUCUGUUCGGAGAGGGGAGGUGUUAAGGAUUAUCAGGAAGACGGCAGAUGGAUGGUGGCUGGCUCAGGACACUAAAGGCAGCAGAGGGCUGGUUCCACGGACCUACCUGAAGAUUGGCUCUGGUGUCGAUGACGACAACGAUGAGGAUGAAGAUGAUGGUGACGAUGAUGAAAAUGAGGAGUCAGAGGAGGAAGAGGAGCAGGUUGAAGAACUAACUGAAGACCGAGACAAACAGAGAAGCAGCUCACACGCCAACUGGUCCACGGUCCGAAAGGCUCUGACUGAGAUUGAUGCAACAGAUGUGCUGUCCGCCAUGGGGGUGAUUCCUGCAGGAUUCAGACCGUCAACUCUGAAUAAACUGCUGGUGGAGGAAGGUGGAACAUACAGAGGAAGUCACUACAUUCAGCCUGAGCUCAGCCAAUCACAGCUCUCCUUUAAAGACCUCUUCCUGGACCCAGACACCGGCAGGGUUCGCUCUCGCCAGGUCAGGACUUGUGUUUGCUUCACUCUGUGGGGCUGCAGGAUGAUUCCUACUCCUGGAGUUGGAGUUCAGGUCCUCAGCAGACACAUCCGCCUCUGUGCCUUUGAUGGAGCUCAGGUGUUGAGUAACAUCCACACAGUGAGGGCAGCCUACAACUCCAAGAGCCCCAAGACCUGGAGCUUCUCUCCGAGGAUGACGGGUAUCCUGCCCACGCUCCUGGACGGAGAGUGUUUCCUGCGCUGCGACUCUACGGCUCCAAACCUCGGCAUCCUCUUCGAGCUCGGAGUCACUUUUAUACGAAAUUCUACAGGUGAGAGAGGAGACCUGAGCUGUGGCUGGGCUUUCCUCAAACUGACCGAUGAUGCUGGAAAUCCACUCCCUAACAGGACCUAUGAGCUGCCAGUGAGCGGUGGAACUCCGUAUGAGACGGACGUAGCCGUGGAGGCCUCAGCCCAGAAAGGAUCUCCAGGCGGUGUUUUCCAGCAGAUGCUCCAGGCCAGACGGCAGCCCAAACUGAUCGUGAAGCUGAAAUCGACCAACAGCCGGACGAGAACGCAGCUCAGCGUCCUUCCAGACACUCUGCUGCACUCUCUGAGCUGCGUCCACCUGCUGGCUCUGCACAGGCAGCUGCUGGCCGACACGCUGCUGAUGGACAGACCCACCAUGCAGGACGCAGAUCUCAUAUGCAGUCCUGUACUUUCAACCUUCCCUGUGCUGUUGGACCAGACAGACCUGCUGGAUGCUCUCAGGAGCGCCUGGCUGGAGGCUGAGACCAGCAUGAGCAGAGCGCAGAAGAGAGACUUGUCCUAUCUGAAGCAGGAGUUUAUUAAAGUCUACAUGUCGUCCGUCUACUUCCUCCUCCACUCGCCGUCGCUGCCCCGCCACCGCUGGGCCGAUCCUUCGUCAGAGGAGCAGCGAGCCAGAGUGGUCUACGCCACCCUGGAAACUCUGAAACACCUGCAGCGCUCCACCGGCCAAUCAGGACGUCCGGAGGUCUUUGUGGACCAAACACACUCACAUCUGGCCUUUGAUAUCUCAGAGCUGAGCUUCGACCUGCUCCGUGUGGCUCGGUAAACGAAACAAAAAAAUGCAAUGUAAAUUUCCAACGAAAAUUUUGGGGGAGCACAGGGGGUGGCCAAUCAGAUCACAGGGGGGGCCACUGCCCCCCGAGCCCCCCACAGAAGAGCUGUCACUGCUUUUAAAUGAAUAAUUAUCAUGAUGAUGUCAAAAAAUCAAUACUGAUUUUGAUCGUAAGAAGAAUAAAAUGUUCAGUGUGCUGUAAAUAUAUCUGAUAUGGCUGAUAAUAAUCUGUGUUUUUAUCAUUAAAAUAGCAGAUACUAGUGUCAAUUUACAUGCUCACAUUUUUUCUUAAAAAACAAACAAACAAAUGUAAAUAACGUCCACAACAACAAUCUAUACUUAUACAAAUAGUAAUUUGUUCCUUUGUCGCGUUUGACUCUUAAAUAAUACAAUGUUUCUAUUUAAAUCAGAAAAAUAAAUCAUUAUUGUACAGACAUUGUUCAGUUCACUCUCUGUGGUGACACUGCACAUGUGCAUUAGUACAUCAGGAAAAUAAAACUAGUUUUGCUGUCA
Molecule: messenger RNA, 2679 nt
Organism: Acanthochromis polyacanthus (spiny chromis)
Lineage: Eukaryota; Metazoa; Chordata; Actinopteri; Pomacentridae
Gene: nphp1
Product: nephronophthisis 1
Exons: 20
Coding region: 106-2160 (684 amino acids)
Biological process (GO): protein localization involved in establishment of planar polarity
Cellular component (GO): cytoplasm; cilium
Molecular function (GO): protein binding
Source: RefSeq, a predicted model, not a curated record